This is a messenger RNA of Malania oleifera, 1384 nucleotides long. RefSeq names its product protein CUP-SHAPED COTYLEDON 3. The transcript is spliced from 3 exons. NCBI's taxonomy places the organism in Eukaryota, Viridiplantae, Streptophyta, Magnoliopsida, Santalales, Ximeniaceae. The record is from RefSeq and is a predicted model, not a curated record. Gene Ontology annotation, biological process: regulation of DNA-templated transcription. The coding region runs from base 1 to 1236 and encodes 411 amino acids. Gene Ontology annotation, molecular function: DNA binding.
AUGUUGGGAAUGGAGGAUGUGUUGUGUGAAAUAGGAGGAGAAGAAAUGAACGAGCAGGGGUUGCCCCCCGGGUUUAGGUUUCACCCUACUGAUGAAGAGCUCGUUACCUUUUACUUAGCCUCCAAGGUCUUCAAUGGCGCCUUCUCUGGUGUUGACAUUGCUGAGGUCGACCUCAACCGCUGUGAGCCGUGGGAGCUCCCAGAUGUGGCAAAGAUGGGGGAGAGAGAGUGGUAUUUCUUCAGCGUGAGGGACAGGAAGUACCCGACGGGGCUGAGGACGAACCGGGCGACCGGAGCGGGGUACUGGAAGGCAACAGGGAAGGACAGGGAGGUGUACAGCAGUGGAUCCAAUGGGGCGCUGCUUGGGAUGAAGAAAACCCUUGUGUUCUACAAGGGCAGGGCUCCCCGCGGUCUCAAGACCAAGUGGGUGAUGCAUGAGUACCGCCUGGAUGGUGACUUCUCCUACCGCCACACCUCCUCCAAGGAGGAGUGGGUGAUAUGCAGAAUAUUUCACAAAGCGGGGGAGAGAAGAGGGCCAAUACUAUUUCAAGGACCAAGCUACAUCCACCAGUUUGAAGCUGCAUCAUCUUCUUCAAGCACAGCCAAUUCUAACUGCUUGCCUCCACUGCUGGAUUCCACCCCACAUCCUAAAACUAGCACUACUACAACUCUACUACAGCCCCAGUCUCAUCAUUAUCUCCUGCAGAACCCAUUUCAGAUUCACCACCAAGAAAGUGACUUCAAAGGUUCCCUGAUUAUAAACCCAACAUCAAUGCCAUCAUCCCACCAUCGAGCCCAUCACCUCCUCCCAGCAAAUGGGCCUCUAACCCAACCCUCAUUUUCCCCAAUCACAACAGACAAAAACACAGACUUGAUCAUCGACCACCCAUCAUCAUCAUCAUCACCAUCAGUACCAUCAAACCUUUUCGAAUCCCUGCUCCUCUCACAUCAACAAGCACCCAGCACUACUAUUUCUACUGUUCCCAAGCAGUGCAAGACAGAGGAGGCCAACUUUUCCUUUUCCCAUGCCCAAUUCCCACCUGAUGCUGCUAGCUUGCGCUGGGUGGACAAGAUUCACCAGAAGCAGCACCCUCUGCCUUUUGAGAUGGAUUAUAGCGACGCAGUGUUGGCUCCAGCUGCUGUUCAUCAGGAGACGUCCACUGCAGCUGCUGCAGCUUUCAACACCGCCGGCUUUGAUCAGCUUAUGGCCGUAGAUCCAUAUGGGCUACCAAUCUAAACCCUACAUAUUUUAUAUAUAUAUAUAUAUAUAUAUAUAUAUAUUAUAUAAUCAAUCACUUAUGGGGAAACUCCUCAGUGUAAUCCAUCAGUGCUGGAGAUUUUUUGCACCUUAGUUAGGGUUAUAUAUAUAAUUACCAUAUUGUAAG